UUUUGGACAACCAAUAUCUCUUUUAGUUUUUUCAUCUUUUGCAUUGAAAGAAUAGAGCAAAAACUUGAUAUGAUUCAACCUCAGACCCAUUUGAAUGUAGCGGAUAACAGCGGAGCUCGAGAAUUGAUGUGUAUUCGAAUCAUAGGAGCUAGUAAUCGUCGAUAUGCUCAUAUUGGUGACGUUAUUGUUGCCGUGAUCAAAGAAGCAGUACCAAAUAUGCUCCUAGAAAAAUCCGAGGUAGUCAGAGCUGUGAUUGUUCGUACCUGUAAAGAACUUAAACGUGACAGCGGUAUGAUAAUACGAUAUGAUGACAAUGCUGCAGUUGUAAUUGAUCAAGAAGGAAAUCCAAGGGGAACUCGAAUUUUUGGCGCAAUUCCCCGGGAAUUAAGACAAUUAAAUUUUACUAAAAUAAUUUCAUUAGCUCCCGAGGUAUUAUAAAAUAAAAUAAGAUCGUGAUAUCUUUGAUUUAUUUGACAGAAAUAAAUUAAUAACGAAAUUAAUUCGUAGUAUUGUGUCUCACGUAUACACCUUGCAAAAUUCAUACUUCGAAACCAAUAAAAACAAAAAAACAUGUUGAUUAUAUCCAAUUUGAAAGCAACAAUCAUCUUAGUUCAUCAUGGGUAGAGACACUAUUGCUGAGAUAAUAACCUCGAUACGAAAUGCCGAUAUGGAUAGAAAAAGAGUUGUUCGCAUAGCAUCUACUAAUAUUACCAAAAAUAUUGUUAAAAUCCUUUUCCGAGAAGGUUUUAUCGAAAACGUCCGAAAACAGAGAGAAAAAGACAACUAUUUUUUGGUUUUAACCCUGGGACAUAGAAGAAAUAGGAAAAGACCCUAUAGAAAAUUUUUAAAUUUAAAACGGAUUAGCCGACCGGGUCUACGAAUCUAUUCCAACUCUCAACAAAUUCCUAGAAUUUUGGGUGGGAUGGGAAUUCUAAUUCUUUCUACUUCUCGAGGCAUAAUGACAGACCGGGAGGCUCGACUACAAGGAAUCGGCGGAGAAAUUUUGUGUUCCGUAUGGUAAUCCUUUUACUAUCGAAAUGGAAUCCGAAACCUCUUCCUAUUUGUAAAAAAAAGAAAGAGGAUCAGUUGCCUAAUAUCCUUUCUUCACCAUUAGUUGAUACUUCAGGGGGUCUUUACCUGGAAUGAAAGAACAAAAAUGGAUUCAUGAGGGUUUAAUUACUGAAUCACUUCCCAAUGGCAUGUUCCGGGUUCGGUUAGAUAAUGAAGAUCUGGUUCUAGGUUAUGUUUCAGGGAAGAUCCGACGUAGUUUUAUACGGAUACUGCCGGGAGAUAAAGUCAAAAUUGAAGUAAGUCGUUAUGAUUCAACCAGAGGACGUAUAAUUUAUCGACUCCGAAACAAGGAUUCGAAAGAUUAGGUGGUUUUUAUUCACUACGAUUCUAGAUGAAAAAUUUCAAGAAACUUCUUUUCUACCAAAAAGUAAAUUCGGAAUUAAGAUAUAAGAUAAGGAAUAAAAACUAUGAAAAUAAGAGCUUCUGUUCGUAAAAUUUGUGAAAAAUGUCGACUAAUUCGCAGGCGGGGUCGCAUUAGACUAAUUUGUUCCAACCCGAGACAUAAACAAAGACAAGGAUAAUCCGACUUGCUAAAGGACUCAAUAUACAAAUAAAGAAUCUCUUUUGACAUGAAAUGGAUAUAUCCAUAUAUUUCUGACUCAUAUUUAUGAGAUGAUACAAUAUGGCAAAAGCUAUACCGAGAACCGGUUCGCGUAGGAAUGUACGUAUUGGUUCACGUAAGAGUGCACGUAGAAUCCCAAAGGGAGUUAUUCAUGUUCAAGCAAGUUUCAAUAACACAAUUGUAACGGUUACAGAUGUACGGGGUCGGGUAGUCUCCUGGUCCUCGGCCGGUACUUGUGGAUUGAAGGGUACGAGAAGAGGGACACCCUUUGCCGCCCAAACAGCGGCAGCAAAUGCUAUUCGUACAGUAGUCGAUCAAGGUAUGCAACGAGCAGAAGUCAUGAUAAAAGGCCCCGGUCUCGGAAGAGACGCGGCAUUACGAGCUAUUUGUCGAAGUGGUAUACUAUUAACUUUUAUACGAGAUGUAACCCCUAUGCCACAUAAUGGCUGUAGACCCCCGAAAAAAAGACGUGUGUAGAAAUGAACAGUGAAUAAAUUUCAAGAGAAACAAGAGAAAUAAAUAAUUCAAUAAAAUAAAAUAAUAAUACUAUGGUUCGAGAGAAAGUAACAGUAUCUACUCGGACACUACAUUGGAAGUGUGUUGAAUCGAGAACAGAUAGUAAACGCCUUUAUUAUGGGCGCUUUAUUCUAUCUCCCCUUAUGAAAGGACAAGCCGACACAAUCGGCAUUGGGAUUCGAAGAGCUUUGCUUGGAGAAAUAGAAGGAACAUGUAUCACACGUGUAAAAUCUGAGAAUGUCCCCCAUGAAUACUGUACUAUAAUGGGUAUUCAAGAAUCGAUUCAUGAAAUUUUCAUAAAUUUGAAAGAAAUUGUAUUGAGAAGUAAUCUAUAUGGAACUUGUGACGCGUAUAUUUCUGUCAGGGGUCCUGGAUAUGUAACUGCUCAAGAUAUCAUCGUACCGCCUUAUGUAGAAAUCGUCGACAAUACACAACAUAUAGCUAGCUUGACAGAACCAAUUAGUUUGUGUAUUGGAUUAAAAAUCCAGAGAAAUCGCGGCUAUCUUCGAAAAAUGCCGCAUAACUUGAAAGAUGGAAGUUAUCCUAUAGAUGCUGUAUUCAUGCCUGUUCGAAAUGUGAAUCAUAGUAUUCAUUCGUAUGGGAAUGGGAAUCAAAAACAAGAAAUACUCUUUCUCGAAAUAUGGACAAAUGGGAGUUUAACCCCGAAAGAAGCACUUCAUGAAGCCUCUCGGAAUUUAAUUGAUUUAUUUAGUUCCUUUUUAAAAAGGAAGAAGAAAACGUACCUUUAGAGAACAAUCAAGACAUGGUUCCUUUAUCCCCUUUUUCUUUUCACGAUAAAUUGAAUAAACUCAGAAAAAACAAAAAAAAAAUAGCAGUAAAAUCGAUUUUUAUU
This is a messenger RNA of Andrographis paniculata, 3002 nucleotides long. Its product is annotated as DNA-directed RNA polymerase subunit alpha-like. Lineage: Eukaryota; Viridiplantae; Streptophyta; Magnoliopsida; Lamiales; Acanthaceae. The transcript has a single exon. The record is from RefSeq and is a predicted model, not a curated record. Gene Ontology annotation, biological process: DNA-templated transcription. Gene Ontology annotation, molecular function: DNA-directed RNA polymerase activity; protein dimerization activity. The coding region runs from base 2182 to 2898 and encodes 238 amino acids.